CCUCCUCUUCCUGCUGUGGCGAAAGCCAUAUAUGACAGACAGCCAAAUGCAUACGAUCCAACUCAACUAAAGCUAAAGAAAGGUCAACUAAUUCGAAUCACUAAGAAACUCACCAACGGUAUGUACGAGGGAGAGCUAGACGGUCGUGUUGGCAUCGUUCCGUUUACCUAUGUGCGUUUUGCUAAAGCAGAAGCGGUAUAA
Cylicostephanus goldi is the source of this 201-nucleotide messenger RNA. Lineage: Eukaryota; Metazoa; Nematoda; Chromadorea; Rhabditida; Strongylidae. The record is from the annotation of a GenBank genome assembly.